AUGCUCUGUUGCCGCUGGGGGCCUGAUCAGAGAUCACUUAGGACACUGCAUUGCAGCGUUCGCUUGUAA
Messenger RNA from Linum tenue, 69 nucleotides. The record is from the annotation of a GenBank genome assembly. NCBI's taxonomy places the organism in Eukaryota, Viridiplantae, Streptophyta, Magnoliopsida, Malpighiales, Linaceae.